Messenger RNA from Trichoderma virens Gv29-8, 1671 nucleotides. RefSeq lists its product as uncharacterized. Gene Ontology annotation, biological process: lipid biosynthetic process. The record is from RefSeq and is a predicted model, not a curated record. The coding region runs from base 223 to 1263 and encodes 346 amino acids. Gene Ontology annotation, molecular function: oxidoreductase activity; iron ion binding. The transcript has 2 exons. Lineage: Eukaryota; Fungi; Ascomycota; Sordariomycetes; Hypocreales; Hypocreaceae.
AUUCCACGUUUGCGCCGAAGCUCAAUCGGGAUCCGCGUUGCACCCCUGAACUUGCGCCCCAGUUUUUAUUUUUUUUCCCUCUCGUCAAUCCUCCCCAGACCAUCGCCUAGGCUCAGUAUUUAAAUUGGCCCUGCUGCCGCGACUCGACCGGCCAACCCGCCGUCCCCGAACCCGCGACAACACUCGCUCUUGAGUUGCUCUUUUGGUUUCUGCUUGCCCACCAUGGAUGUCGUGCUCGAGCUCACCGACACCUUCAUCGCCGACCACGCCUACGCCUGGCUGUUCCCUCUGCAGCCCGCGCCGUACGACUUCCCCAAGGCCACGGCCGCCAAUGCUUCGGCGGCUUUUUCGUCAUGGACCUACAAGCCCGCGACCAAGUACUUCCAGGUCCAGCCCUACCAGGCUGCGUACCUGAGCUCUCUGCCCCGAGAUAACAUCUACCGCCAGGCGGUCACCCUCUUCCUCAUUACAUGGAUCUUUGGCAUCAUUGUCUACUUCAUCUUCGCCACCCUGUCCUACGCCUUCAUCUUUGACAAGCGCACCAUGAGCCACCCCAAGUACAUCAAGAACCAGAUCUGGCUCGAGAUCGUCCAGACCAACAAGUCGAUGCCUUUCAUGUCUCUCCUCACCGCGCCGCUCUUCCUGCUCGAGGUUCGUGGCUACGGCAAGCUCUACGACAUCACCUCCGAGGGACCUGGCCUGUGGUACAACAUCCUCCAGUUCCCACUCUUCCUCGUCUUUACCGAUUUCUGGAUCUACUGGAUUCACCGAUACUUGCACCACCCCAGGGUCUACAAGCACCUGCACAAGCCUCACCACAAGUGGAUCAUGCCCACGCCUUUUGCCAGCCAUGCCUUCCACCCCGUCGACGGCUUUGCGCAGUCCAUCCCCUACCACGUCUUCCCCUUCAUCUUCCCGCUGCAGAAGAUGGCCUACGUCUUCCUCUUCGUCUUUGUCAACUUCUGGACCAUCAUGAUCCACGAUGGCGAGUACCUCACCAACAACCCCGUUGUCAACGGUGCUGCCUGCCACUCGCUGCACCACUCUCGAUUCGAGGUCAACUACGGCCAAUUCUUCACUGCCUUUGACCGCCUGGGCGGAACCUACAAGAUGCCCGAGGCCUGGAUGUUCGAGAAGGAGGUCAAGAUGUCCGAGAAGAAGUGGAAGGACGAGGCAAAGGAGGUCGACGCCACUGUCAAGGAAGUCGAGGGCUCCGACGACAGGACCUAUGUCCCUGACUUGGCGACCAAGAAGAACAAAUAAGUGUGCAUAUUUCUUCUCUCACACACAAACCCCAUUUUGCAAACGUUUUACGACCAUGAAAAGUCCCAUCCCCUCUGGCACGACGUUGAAAGUCGCGCUACGGCGAGGUGCCUGAUUGGUGCCAAAUAUUUUAUAUAAUCUGCCGCCAAAUAUUUAUUUUUACCUGCUUUGUACAUAGUUAUUAAAAUUCUUAUUGGGUGGAUAAUGAGAGGGAAUCCCAUGACACCAUGGGGCUUCACUGCUGGAUUCUUGUCAGGCAUUUGGGUGGCAGAGGCGUUUAGAGGACAUGGAAUCACGAAAAAAAUGUCUGUUGAAUAAUGAGUUAUAGUAUAUUUCAUUUGAUGACUGGUAUCAAAUGCUCCGGCGUCUAUAACCCGGCGAUGUAAUAAUAAUAAUAAGACAUUUCCC